UCAGAGUCUUGUAACAAGCCGAACGAAGUUUAUGAGCGGUGUACCUUCGACUGCCCUCCACAGACGUGCGACAGUCUCGACAAAGCGUAUGCGUGUCCAUUGCAGAAUAACCAAACUUGCGUAGGAAAAUGUAAAUGCAGACCCGGCUACUACAGAAAUUUAAUCGGAGAAUGUAUUUCCGAAGAAGAUUGCCGAAGAUGUCCCGGAAAACAUGAAUAUUAUUCUUGUGGCGGAGCAUGCGACAACAUUUGUGACAAACUAAGCGAAGAGAACCAGACAAGUUGUUCGAUAAUUAAUAUAAAAUGUAAU
Bombyx mandarina (wild silkworm) is the source of this 309-nucleotide messenger RNA. RefSeq names its product inducible metalloproteinase inhibitor protein-like. NCBI's taxonomy places the organism in Eukaryota, Metazoa, Arthropoda, Insecta, Lepidoptera, Bombycidae. The record is from RefSeq and is a predicted model, not a curated record.